Molecule: messenger RNA, 2685 nt
Organism: Pan troglodytes (chimpanzee)
Lineage: Eukaryota; Metazoa; Chordata; Mammalia; Primates; Hominidae
Gene: ZNF283
Product: zinc finger protein 283
Exons: 7
Coding region: 308-2431 (707 amino acids)
Biological process (GO): regulation of DNA-templated transcription
Source: RefSeq, a predicted model, not a curated record
GGGCACAGGUCUUUUAGGGGCGGGGCGAGCUUGCCUGCCAGAAGCUCCUCUCCCAGCCUGCGAGCAUUUCCAGGCUCUUGUUUCCCAUCAGCCUCUGGGUCCAAACUAACCACAGGUCUCUGGGUCCUUUUCCGGUGUCCUUAAGGUUCUUGGACUCUGCAUGUGCUGCCAGGUUGCCAGAUUUCGAAGAAGGAGUUUGAAGAGGAGAAAAGGAUUUUUGCAUGUUUAGAAAUCAAGGUUCAGGAGAAUCUUGACAGUGAAUGUGUCUCAUUACAUUGAAUAACAGCUACAGGAUGUUCGAGAGCUGAUGGAGUCUCGCUCUGUCGCCCAGGCUGGAGUGCCAUGGUGCGAUCUUGGCUCACUGCAAUCUCCGUCUCCUGGGUUCACGCUAUUCUCCUGCCUCAGCCUCCUGAGUAGCUGGGACUACAGUUCUGGCUUUUCUGGAUUCUGUGCUUCACCAAUAGAGGAAUCCCACGGAGCAUUAAUUAGUUCUCGCAGUUCCAGAACCAUGACUGAUGGAUUGGUGACAUUCAGGGAUGUGGCCAUCGACUUCUCUCAGGAGGAGUGGGAAUGCCUGGACCCUGCUCAGAGGGACUUGUACGUGGAUGUAAUGUUGGAGAACUAUAGUAACUUGGUGUCACUGGAUUUGGAGUCAACAACAUAUGAGACCAAAAAAAUAUUUUCAGAAAAUGAUAUUUUUGAAAUAAAUUUUUCCCAGUGGGAGAUGAAGGACAAAAGUAAAACCCUUGGCCUUGAGGCAUCCAUCUUCAGAAAUAAUUGGAAGUGCAAAAGCAUAUUCGAGGGACUAAAAGGACAUCAAGAGGGAUACUUCAGUCAAAUGAUAAUCAGCUAUGAAAAAAUACCUUCUUACAGAAAAAGUAAAUCUCUUACUCCACAUCAAAGAAUUCAUAAUACAGAGAAAUCCUAUGUUUGUAAGGAAUGUGGGAAGGCUUGCAGUCAUGGCUCAAAACUUGUUCAACAUGAGAGAACUCAUACAGCUGAAAAACACUUUGAAUGUAAAGAAUGUGGGAAGAAUUAUUUAAGUGCCUAUCAACUCAAUGUGCAUCAGAGAUUUCAUACUGGUGAGAAACCCUAUGAGUGUAAGGAAUGUGGGAAGACCUUUACCUGGGGAUCAAGCCUUGUUAAACAUGAGAGAAUUCACACUGGUGAGAAACCCUAUGAAUGUAAAGAAUGUGGGAAGGCCUUUAGUCGUGGCUAUCACCUUACCCAACAUCAGAAAAUUCAUAUUGGUGUGAAAUCUUAUAAAUGUAAGGAAUGUGGGAAGGCCUUUUUUUGGGGCUCAAGCCUUGCUAAACAUGAGAUAAUUCAUACAGGUGAGAAACCUUAUAAAUGUAAAGAAUGUGGGAAGGCCUUCAGUCGUGGCUAUCAACUUACUCCGCAUCAGAAAAUCCAUACUGGUAAGAAACCUUAUGAAUGUAAAAUAUGUGGAAAGGCUUUUUGUUGGGGCUAUCAACUUACUCGACAUCAGAUAUUUCAUACUGGUGAGAAACCCUAUGAAUGCAAGGAAUGUGGGAAGGCUUUUAAUUGCAGAUCAAGUCUUAUUCAACAUGAAAGAAUUCAUACUGGUGAGAAACCUUAUGAAUGUAAAGAAUGUGGAAAGGCCUUUCGUUGGGGUUCAAGCCUUGUUAAACAUGAGAGAGUUCAUACUGGUGAGAAAUCCCAUGAAUGUAAAGAAUGCGGAAAGACCUUUUGUAGUGGGCCUCAACUUACUCGACAUCAGGUAUUUCACACUGGUGAGAAACCCUAUGAAUGUAAGGAAUGUGGGAAGGCUUUUAAUUGUAGAUCAAGCCUUGUUCAACAUGAAAGAAUCCAUACAGGGGAGAAACCCUAUGAAUGUAAAGAAUGUGGGAAGGCUUUUAGUCGUGGCUAUCACCUUACUCAACAUCAGAAAAUUCAUACCGGUGAGAAACCUUUCAAAUGUAAGGAAUGUGGGAAGGGUUUUAAUUGUAGAUCAAGCCUUGUUCAACAUGAAAGAAUCCAUACAGGGGAGAAACCCUAUGAAUGUAAAGAAUGUGGGAAGGCUUUUAGUCGUGGCUAUCACCUUACUCAACAUCAGAAAAUUCAUACCGGUGAGAAACCUUUCAAAUGUAAGGAAUGUGGGAAGGCCUUCAGUUGGGGUUCAAGCCUAGUUAAGCAUGAGAGAGUCCAUACUAAUGAGAAGUCUUAUGAAUGUAAAGACUGUGGGAAGGCCUUUGGUAGUGGCUAUCAACUUAGUGUUCAUCAGAGAUUUCAUACUGGUGAGAAGCUUUAUCAACGUAAGGAAUUCGGGAAGACCUUUACUCAUGGCUCAAAACUUGUUCAUGAGAGAACUCAUAGUAAUGAUAAACCCUACAAAUACAACGAAUGUGGGGAAGCCUUUCUGUGGACAACUUACUCAAAUGAGAAAAUUGAUACUGAUGAAACCUUAUGAUUGAAAGUUGUAAAAGAAUAUUUUGUGUGUGUGUAUAGACAACUUAUCAUAAUAACUCUUACUCUUGAGAAACCUUGUGAAUGUAAGGGUUGUGCAAAAGCCAUUCAUUUCUGUUUAUGGGCAAUUAUCUUGCUAUCCAGCAAUUCAUACUAGUGAGAAAUAUUUUGAAUACAACUAAUAUGAAAAGGCCUUUAGACUUCUGUACAGUCUUAUUGGAUAUCAAUUUAUACUGAUGUAAAAUCAUUUAAAUGUAA